CGUGACAUCGAAAUGCUAUAUUCUCUGCUCAAUGCUGCCUUCAAUAUCGCGGCAUGGCGCACGCGGACGGCAGAGGCUCCAUUCAUCAUAGUCCACUCUUCUUAAUAAGGCCCGUUUCAGCCCGUUUGUAUUUGACAGCUUGCCAUACAACUCUCGCUUCUUCAAAUCAUCAAGUUUAUGUACCCUUGCCACUAGAAUCUCGUUUGUCGUAUACUUGAAACAUGGCACUCCUCAUAGACAAGCAUGCGAAAUAUUUCCAACUAUGUCUUCAUUCCCUUCCCCUGAAAGCACAGACGGAGGACUCCAAUAAAUUGGCACUCAUCUACUUUUCUCUUCACGGGCUUUCGCUCAUGGGAAAACUUGAGAAGUCCAGCGAAACACCCGAACAUAUCCAGUACAUAUAUGAGCACAUGAUCCCACUCAAAGAUGACACGAUCCAGGCAUUCAGGCCCAGUCAAACUUUUGCUCUUGCGCCCGAAAAUAACGAGUACGACCUCCCGAAUCUUUCUGCAACGUUUUUCGCCUUGGUUAUUUUUUUGGUUUUGGAAGAGGACUUCCUGAAAAAAAUCGACCGGCAUAAAAUCAUGGCAUUUGUCUCGCAGUGCCAGCUCAAAGCUGGACCCCACGCGGGCUCCUUUCUGCCUGUUUUGGGUCCGCAGGGCACUACGUUUGGUGAAUCUGACUUGCGCCUCUGCUAUAUUGCUGCUUCCAUACGAAAAAUCUUGGGAUACGACAAGCUUUCUGUCGCAGAGAGACAGAACGACAUUGACGUGGAGAGCAUGCGCAGGUUCAUACUAGACAAGGUCAAUUUCAAUGGCGGAUUGGCCUCGUAUUCACAUACAGAGUCGCACUCAGGCCUCACAUUUUGUGGCAUAGCGGCACUCAAACUCAUUGGCCAUGAGUUUCUGCACCACGAUUCGUGGACACAGCUCACCGUGGAGUGGUUGGUCCACCGGCAGGUGGACUUUCCGGCUGACUUGUAUAAAGAAGAGUACGACUUCUAUUGCGAAGGAGACACUGGUGGCUUCAACGGCCGUGAAAACAAGUUUGGCGACACCUGCUACUCAUGGUGGGUGAUGGCGCUGUUGCUGCUCAUUGACAAGUCGCAUAUCCAACUCAUAGACGAACGGAAGGCUUGCGAUUAUCUUCUCCAGGAGACGCAGCACAAGUUGAUGGGCGGGUUUGGGAAAGACGCACAAGCGUUCCCCGACCCUUUCCAUUCGUUUCUUGCGCUUGCGAGUUUGACUUUGGUCAAGGAUAGCUUUGUCGACUUGCAAAUCGAGGGGUUUGAGAGCCUAGACAAAAUCGACCCGGAGUUGGUGAUAACUAACAAGUCAAGGAUGUUCAUGGAGACUCUCUGGUAGGGACUGACUUGGUAGACCUUCAAAGGCAGCAUACCGGACUUGGGGGUAGAGGAAGACACCUGCCUCGACCCGUUGGUAACUGUUGCAUUUAUUUCGAAAGACAGUUUGGUGAUCGGUAGCGGAUCAGAAAUGUUUUACGUGUCAGGAUAAAUUGUAAUGCGGAAAUUAGUUGUAGGCGUGGUGUUGCGAGUUUGUCUACGAAAAGGUGGUGAGAA
Metschnikowia bicuspidata var. bicuspidata NRRL YB-4993 is the source of this 1579-nucleotide messenger RNA. RefSeq names its product protein geranylgeranyltransferase type I subunit (gene CDC43). Gene Ontology annotation, molecular function: CAAX-protein geranylgeranyltransferase activity. NCBI's taxonomy places the organism in Eukaryota, Fungi, Ascomycota, Pichiomycetes, Serinales, Metschnikowiaceae. The transcript has a single exon. Gene Ontology annotation, biological process: protein geranylgeranylation. Bases 222 to 1364 code for a protein of 380 amino acids. Gene Ontology annotation, cellular component: CAAX-protein geranylgeranyltransferase complex. The record is from RefSeq and is a predicted model, not a curated record.